This is a messenger RNA of Pongo pygmaeus (Bornean orangutan), 3354 nucleotides long. It is a transcript of the gene GJA5, whose product is annotated as gap junction protein alpha 5. NCBI's taxonomy places the organism in Eukaryota, Metazoa, Chordata, Mammalia, Primates, Hominidae. Gene Ontology annotation, biological process: heart development; atrial cardiac muscle cell to AV node cell communication by electrical coupling; cell-cell signaling. The record is from RefSeq and is a predicted model, not a curated record. Gene Ontology annotation, cellular component: connexin complex. The coding region runs from base 338 to 1414 and encodes 358 amino acids. The transcript has 3 exons. Gene Ontology annotation, molecular function: gap junction channel activity involved in atrial cardiac muscle cell-AV node cell electrical coupling.
CAGAGGGGAAAAGGGGUGGAGAGAGAAAGAGUAGGAAGAAGUGGGAGGAGGGAAGGCGACAGAUACUAUUAAAAAGAGGUGGAAGAGGAGCAACUGACAGGCUCAAGAGCAAAAAGCGUGGGCAGUUGGAGAAGAAGCAGCCAGAGUGUGAAGAAGCCAACAGAAGGAAAGUCCAGGGAGGAGGAAAAGAAGCAGGCUCUGGUGAUACAGAAGAAGAAACAGUCUCCAUUUUCAAACAGUCCCUACUGGGAGAACACAGACAGGCAGAGGAUUACAACACAAGGCGGCAAGCACUGGGAGACGAAAGUUUUGGCAUCUGUUCCCUGGCUGUGCCAAGAUGGGCGAUUGGAGCUUCCUGGGAAAUUUCCUGGAGGAAGUACACAAGCACUCGACCGUGGUAGGCAAGGUCUGGCUCACUGUCCUCUUCAUAUUCCGUAUGCUCGUGCUGGGCACAGCUGCUGAGUCUUCCUGGGGGGAUGAGCAGGCUGAUUUCCGGUGUGAUACGAUUCAGCCUGGCUGCCAGAACGUCUGCUACGACCAGGCUUUCCCCAUCUCCCACAUUCGCUACUGGGUGCUGCAGAUCAUCUUCGUCUCCACGCCCUCUCUGGUGUACAUGGGCCACGCCAUGCACACUGUGCGCAUGCAGGAGAAGCGCAAGCUAAGGGAGGCCGAAAGGGCCAAAGAGGUCCGGGGCUCUGACUCUUACGAGUACCCGGUGGCAGAGAAGGCAGAACUGUCCUGCUGGGAGGAAGGAAAUGGAAGGAUUGCCCUCCAGGGUACUCUGCUCAACACCUAUGUGUGCAGCAUCCUGAUCCGCACCACCAUGGAGGUGGGCUUCAUUGUGGGCCAGUACUUCAUCUACGGAAUCUUCCUGACCACCCUGCACGUCUGCCGCAGGAGUCCCUGUCCCCACCCGGUCAACUGUUACGUAUCCCGGCCCACAGAGAAGAAUGUCUUCAUUGUCUUUAUGCUGGCUGUGGCUGCACUGUCCCUCCUCCUUAGCCUGGCUGAGCUCUACCACCUGGGCUGGAAGAAGAUCAGACAGCGAUUUGUCAAACCGCGGCAGCACAUGGCUAAGUGCCAGCUUUCUGGCCCCUCUGUGGGCAUAGUCCAGAGCUGCACACCACCCCCUGACUUUAAUCAGUGCCUGGAGAAUGGCCCUGGGGGAAAAUUCUUCAAUCCCUUCAGCAAUAAUAUGGCCUCCCAACAAAACACAGACAACCUGGCCACUGAGCAAGUACGAGGUCAGGAGCAGACUCCUGGGGAAGGUUUCAUCCAGGUUCGUUACGGCCAGAAGCCUGAGGUGCCCAAUGGAGUCUCACCAGGUCACCGCCUUCCCCAUGGCUAUCAUAGCGACAAGCGACGUCUUAGUAAGGCCAGCAGCAAGGCAAGGUCAGAUGACCUAUCAGUGUGACCCUCCUUUAUGGGAGGACCAGGACCAGGUGGGAAAAAAGGAGGCUCAGAGAGGAAAGACAUGUCCCUUCUGAACUGAUGCUUUCUCACUGUCAUCACUGCUUGGCUCCUUUGAGCCCCGGGUCUCAAUGACGUUGCUCAUUAAUUCUAGAAACUAUAACCAGGGCUCUGGGAUAGUAAGAGACAUGACUACCCACCCAGACUGCAGUUCCCUCCCCACCCUCUACCCAGUAUACGAAGCCUUUCAGAUUACUCAUGAAACAGGGUAGAGGGAAAGAAGGGAAGCAUGGCAAAAGCUGGCCUGGAAGGGAUAGCCAGAGGGAUAGAAUGACUCUCUCUCUACAUACCAGCAACAUACCAAAUGCGUUCUCUAAGUUCCUACCUCCUUGACCUGAUUACCCUCCCUCCUCCAAGGAAGAGCUCAAAGUUCCCAGCCAAUAGAGAGCAUGAAUCAAGGAACUUGCAUUAUAUUUGCUCUUGAAUCUGUUGUCUCCAUGGACCAUUCCUUGGAGUAGUGGUGAGAUGGCCUUGGGUUGCCCUUGGCUUCUCCUCCCUCUACUCAGUCUUAAAAAGGGCUUCUUGGAACUUUACCAGCAGCCUCAACUUUACAAAUGCCUUGGUACGUACCUCUGGCAAAUGCCCCAACUUGGUGAUGUUGCAACCUUUCCUUCUGCCAGGGUGUACACCUAGCCUUUGAAGGUGUCAGCUCUGCUAGGGAGUCACUGUACACACAAACUCCACUGGAAUUCCUGCCAACAUCUGUCACCCUGCAGCUCCUUUACAGUUCAAUCCAAUGAUAGAAACCAUCCCUUCCCUUUCUCCCUUGGCUGUUCACCCAGCCAUUCCCUGAAGGCCUUAUCAACAGGAAUAUCCAAGAAGCUGUUGUCCUCUCUCGAACCCUGACCAGAUCAUCAGCCACUGAGGCCAGUGGAAUUUCCCCAGGCCUUGUUAAAACAAAGAAAGCAUCGUACUUCUCAGAUUCCCCUUGUGGAAAAAAAAAAAAAAAUCUGCUGUGAAGAUGAAAAUAAAAAUGGAGAGAAAACACUGGAAAACUAUUUUCCCCUCCUAUUUACUUCCUUUGCUGACUGCCAACUUAGUGCCAAGAGGAGGUGUGAUGACAGCUAUGGAGGCCCCCAGAUCGCUCUCUCCUGGAGGCUUUAGCAGGGACAUGGAAAUAGUAGGGGAAUCUCCAGCUCUCUUGGCAGGGCCUUUAUUUAAAGAGCACAGAGAUUCCUAUGUCUCCCUAGUGCCCCUAAUGAGACUGCCAAGUGGGGGCUGUAGAAAAGCCUUGCCUUCCCCAGGGACUGGCCUGGUUUCUCUAUUCACUGGAUACAUAAUGGGUUGCUAUUGUUUUGGAUGAAGGUAAAGGAUGCUUGGAAUUGGAUACUGGGACUUAUAGAGAGAUUAUUACAUUAUUAAAAUGCACGUGUGUGUGUGUGUGGGUGCUGAUAGGAUGACUAAAGGCUAGGGAAGUCCUGAAAUAAGGAAAGGAAACCACAGAGAAACUUGUGUCUUCCUGCUCUCCUCUCUGGCUGUCUGGCAGUUAUUAACCUAAACAGAUAGGCACAAGAGGUUGGGACAGAGGAAGGUAAAGGCUCAGAAGGAGGUUUAACCUCUGACUCACCUGCCCAUCUCUGGGCCCUCUGCUGACACUUGGAUGCUAUUGUUGGGUGGAAAGAAAAAUGAGAGUGGAGAAGUGGAGGAAAGUGACUAAGAUGCCAUUUAGGAAGGAAUGUCUGAUCAUCCCAGGUCCCUGGAGGGGACCUUUUAAUCUAUUGCCUAGCAUUAAUAUUUUCUCUCCUUCUAGCUCUGAAAUGUUUUAUGAAAUGAGUGUUCUUGAAUUAGAAAUUCUGUGGGAUCAAUCUUUGAUGGUGAGGGUUUUAGAAAGGAAAAAUAUAGUAAAAUGUGUAAUCUGUCUUAAUAAAAUCUAUCUCCACAUCU